This is a messenger RNA of Nerophis lumbriciformis (worm pipefish), 5610 nucleotides long. It is a transcript of the gene dnajb12b, whose product is annotated as DnaJ heat shock protein family (Hsp40) member B12b. The record is from RefSeq and is a predicted model, not a curated record. Lineage: Eukaryota; Metazoa; Chordata; Actinopteri; Syngnathiformes; Syngnathidae. Gene Ontology annotation, cellular component: endoplasmic reticulum membrane. Gene Ontology annotation, biological process: cellular response to misfolded protein. Gene Ontology annotation, molecular function: Hsp70 protein binding.
CCACAAUGAUGAACUGUACAAACUAGUCAUGAAUGAUGCAGCACUGACCUACAUUAUUCAAAGAGGAGCUAUGUCCCCCUCUGGUGGCCAACAUAUCGCAUCACACAUGCACUGUCAGUGUGAUGCUAACGUUGCUGCUGCUCCUUUCUCCACCUAAAAAAAAGAUACAUCCACAAGACUGACUGACAGUGCGGCUGCAGCGUCCACAUGACGUCAUCUGCCGUCGUCUUGGUGGAGACCUGGUCCAGCUGAAGUCAGCAUCAUCAGCAUCAUCAUCAUCCCCGCCGCCAUGGAGGUGAACCGGGAUGAGGCUGAACGCUGCAUUGACAUCGCCGCCGCGGCGCUGAGCAGCGAGCAACCCGAGAAGGCGAGGAGGUUCCUGGAGAAGGCCCAGAGACUCUUCCCUACCGAGAAGGCGCGGGUGCUGCUGGAGCUCAUCUCCAAGAAUGGAUUCACUCCCAGACAGGACGCACACUUGAAUGGAGACUCAGGACCAAGACAACGAACAACACAAAGUCAGGACACCACAAGACCUGAAGAGAAAACCUCAGAUACCUCAAAGUGCUACACCGCAGACCAGGUGGAUGCUGUGAGAAGGAUCAAACAAUGCAAAGAUUUCUACGAGAUCCUCGGCGUCAACAAAGACGCUUCUGAGGACGAGCUGAAAAGAUGUUACAGAAAACUGGCGUUGAAAUUCCACCCGGAUAAAAACCACGCUCCCGGUGCCACGGAUGCGUUCAAAGCCAUCGGGAACGCGUACGGCGUGCUGAGUAACGACAACAAAAGACGACAGUACGACGAGUGCGGCGAGGAGAGGAGGCAUCCUUCCAGACACGGGCCGGACCAUGGCAACUUUGAUGCUGACAUCUCGCCAGAGGACCUCUUCAACAUGUUCUUCGGAGGAGGUUUUCCUGCAAGUAGUCAACACACAAACGGGAGGAUGAGACACCAGAGGCCGCAAAGAAGGGAAAGGCAAAGAGAUGGCGGCCUGGCUCUCUUCGUGCAGGUGAUGCCCAUCCUCGUCCUGGUCAUCGUGUCGGCCCUCAGCCAAAUAAUGGUCAACAGCCCCUCCUACAGCCUCAGCUUUCGCCCAUCAGCGGGCUACACGCAGAAGAGGCUGACGGAGAACCUCAAGGUGCCGUACUACGUCGGCGAGCAGUUCCCCAGAGAGGUCAGCAGCGGGAAUUUGAAGCGCCUGGAGCAGACGGUGGAGGACGAUUACAUUUCCAACCUGCGCAACAACUGCUGGAAAGAGAAACAGCAAAAGGAAGGCAUGCUUUACCGGGCUCGCUAUUUCGGCGACACCGACCUGUACCAGAGGGCACAGCGGGCCAGGACGCCGAGCUGUGCCAAGCUCUCCGAGAUCACGGCGUCCUACCAGGGCUGAGGCGUCCUGCGUCAACACACCCGCUGUGAGUCACGGGCGCUCAAGUUCCGAUCUUACCUUUUGUCCUGUCCUCCGUCCUGAGAAGAGCUGGCUGUAAAUACACGAGCUUUAAUGGAAGCGCCGGAACACGCAACAAGCGCGACGGAGGGUGAGGAUUUCGGUGGACCUGACUUGCACCUUCUAACCCGUUGAAACUAUGCAGUAAUGUUGUCCUUGACCUCAUUGUAACACCGCAGUUUCCUUUUAUUCCGUUAAAAAUCGAUAUUUUAGCCACUUAAAGCAGGGGUGUCCAACCCAGUGUUGGACGAGCUAGCUAUAAUAAUAAUAAUAAUAAUAAUAGAUUUUAUUUGUAAAAAGCACUUUACAUUGAGUAAACAACCUCAAAGUGCUACAGUGUAUUAAAAAUUUUUUUUAAAUAAAAAGAUAAUAAAAAAUAAAUAAAAAUAAAAACUAGAACAGCCAAAUAGCUAAAACUAGUAUGCAUAUAUCUAAAAAAAGAAGGGUUUUUAAGCCUUUUUUAAAAGUGUCCACAGUCUGUGGUGCCCUCAGGUGGUCAGGGAGAGCGUUCCACAGACUGGGAGCGGCGGAGCAGAAAGCCCGGUCUCCCAUUCCCUAUGCUAAGCAUUAGCAUACAUUUCAAAUAAAGGUGCAAUAUUAUACUGUUUUGUUUUUACUCAAUAGUGUUUUGUCCAAAAUCUAACCUUGAUGGUGAAACUAGGACAAUUUAAAAGCCUCACUGGGAACAUGCUAGCACGCUUAAAUGUUUCCAGCUAGCGCUGUUUGUCCAUUUUUGACAUACACAAUGUAACUCCGCACGUCCAUCCAUUCAUCCGUCCAUUUUCUACCGCUUUGUCCCUUUGGGGGUCACGUGUUCAUCGUGAUAUGUCACGUACAACAACGUGAAAUGAAGGAACGGAACAGGGGCACGCAAGCGUUAGCGACAUUAGCAAAGCUAUGUUGGCAUUUUUAGCCUUAACUCUGACGCUAAAUGUUUUUUUUUUCGUUUUUUUCUUGGGUUAUACUUGUAUAGCGCUUUUCUACCUUCAAGGUACUCAAAGCGCUUUGACAGUAUUACCACAUUCACACACACAUUCACACACUUCCAGUCGUUUUGGUUUGAAGUUCAAAGUUUGUCAUUCCGUAAUUUUUUUAUUUUAAUUUCAAAGUUUUUUUUGUUUUUUUCUAGAUUUAAGUUCAAUGUUUGUCAUUCUGUCAUUUUGAAUUUAAUUUUUAAUCUUUUUAUCUUUACGUCAGUUUUUUUAAUUCUAGUUUAUAGUUUGUUGUUCCAUGACUUUUUAUUUGUUGUUGCAUUAUUUUUUUAAUUUAAAUUUAAAGUUUUUUUGUUCUGUCAUUUUUAUUACAUUUUGAUGUUUGUCCUUCCUUCAUUUUUUCAUUUAGGUUCAAGGUUUGUCGUUCCGUAAAUUUUCAAUUUAAGUUCAAAGUUUGUCAUUCCGACAUUUUUUAAAUCUAAUUUCAAAGUUUGUUGUUUUGUUUUUUAGAUUUAAGUUCAAAGUUUGUAAUUUUGUCAUUUUAAAUUUAAGUUUAACGUUUGCCGUUACGUUCAUUUUUUUUUAAUUUAAGUUCAAAGUUUCUCAUAUUGUCAUAUUUUAAUUUAGGUUUAAAUUUUGUCAUUCCGUCAUUUCUUAUCGAAGUUUGAAUUUUUGUCAUUCACUCAUUUUUCAAUCAAAGUUCUAAUGUUUGUCAUUCCGUCAUUUUUUAUCGAAAUUCUAAUUUUUGUUAUUCUGUCAUAUUUUAUCGAAGUUUGAAUUUUUGUCAUUCUGUCAUUUUUCAUUGAAGUUCUAAUUUUUGUCAUUCCGUCAUUUUUUAUCAAAGUUCCAAUUUUUGUCAUUCCGUAAUUUUUUAUCGAAGUUCUAAUUUUUGUCAUUCCGUCAUUUUUUAUCGAAAUUCUAAUUUAUGUUAUUCUGUCAUUUUUUUAUCAAAGUUCAAAUUUUUGUCAUUCUGUAAUUUUUCAUUGAAGUUCUAAUUUUUGUCAUUCCGUCAUUUUUCAUCGAAGUUCCAAUUUUGUCAUUCUGUCAUUUUUCAUUGAAGUUCUAAUUUUUGUCAUUCUGUCAUUUUUAAUUGAAGUUAUAAUUUUUGUCAUUCUGUCAUUUUUCAUUGAAGUCCUAAUUUUUGUCAUUCUGUAAUUUUUUAUCGAAUUUUUGUCAUUCUGUCAUUUUGAUUGAAGUUCUAAUUUUUGUCAUUCUGUAAUUUUUUUUAUCGAAAUUAAAUUCUUGUCAUUCCGUCAUUUUUCAUUGAAGUUCUAAUUUUUGUCAUUCCGUAAUUUUUUAUCGAAGUUCUAAUUUUUGUCAUUCUGUCAUUUUUCAUUGAAGUUCUAAUUUUUGUCAUUCCGUAAUUUUUUAUCGAAGUUCUAAUUUUUGUCAUUCUGUCAUUUUUCAUUGAAGUUCAAAUUUUUGUCAGUCCGUCAUUUUUCAUUGGAGUUAUUUCUGUCAUUCCGUAAUUUUUUAUCGAAGUUCGAAUUUUUGUCAUUCUGUCAUUUUUUAUCGAAGUUCAAACUUUUGUCAUUCCUUCAUUUUUCAUCGGAGUUCGAAUUUUUGUCAUCCCGUCAUUUUUUAAUCGAAAUAAAAUUCUUGUCAUUCCGUCAUUUUUCAUUGAAGUUCUACUUUUUGUCAUUCCGUCAUUUUUUAUCGAAGUUUGAAUUUUUGUAAUUCCGUUAUUUUUUUAUCGAAGUUCGAAUUUUUGUCAUCUCGUCAUCAUACCAAUCACAGACGUCCUGUUGGCGGCUUAACAAUAAUCGCGCUGCGCUUCACAUCUGAUCCAACCAACAAAACAACGAAAAAUCGUCUUAACAGUACGAUCACGCUUUUCUGUUAUUCCGAGUCAUUCUGUGAUUUUCUACCUAAAUGAAAUAAAGUGUAUUGUAAUGGCAGCGGCGAUAUGAAGGAGGAAGUAAUUACAGUUCACUACACAAUAUUACCAUCGCUGUGGUAUGUUCUUUUAUAACCUGUUUUGAUUGCGCGAUUACAGAACGUUUAACAAGCUGAAUAUUACAUGUUAUUAUUAUUAAGUAGGUAGAGAAGGUUAAAACAUUGUCAUGCAGAGAUAUGAAUGCUAUUAACUUGUACAACAUGUAAAGUACAGAAUAUCAGAAACAUUUAUUCAGCUAGAAAAAGUAUCACCUAACAUUUUUGACAGUCAAAGCAUGUUUGUAACAAUCCACAUUUUGUGUUACUAAUGCGUAAAACUGAUAUCUAAACAUGAAAGUGUAGCUCCUCUCCUCUAAAUGCAAGUGCUCCUAUAGCAAGAAUACAAAAUAUGUAUUCCUGCACAAUACAAACUCUGGCAAGACACCAGUCAAAGCAUGUUUGUAACAAUCCACAUUUUGUGUUACUAAUGCGUACAACUGCUAUCCAAACAUGAAAGUGUAGCUCCUCUCCUCUAAAUGCAAGUGCUUCUAUAGCAGGAAUACAAAUUAUGUAUUCCUGCACAAUACAAACUCUCGAAAGACUCCAGUCAAAGCAUGUUUGUAACAAUCCACAUUUUGUGUUACUAAUGCGUACAACUGCUAUCCAAACAUGAAAGUGUAGCUCCUCUCCUCUAAAUGCAAGUGCUCCUAUAGCAGGAAACUCUCGAAAGACACCAGUCAAAGCAUGUUUGUAACAAUCCACAUUUUGUGUUACUAAUGCAUACAACUGCUAUCUAAACAUGGAAGGGUAGCUCCUCUCCUCCAAACGCAAGUGCUCCUAAAGCAGGACUACAAAUUCUGGCAAGACUCCAACGUACUGCUGCAAUUUUAUUCAUGUUUUUUUAAAAGCGUGUUUAUGUCCUUUUUGUGUGGAGAGGUUUCAUAAAGGAGAAUGUCUAAAAACAUUUAAUUAAAGCAAAUAAAUUGUCCAGUCAUGGUAUUAAAAACUAAAAAUGGUAUACUUAAUAAUGACAAAAAAUGAUAUCUUUCUGAGAUAUCGCGAUUAAUUUUGAGUCGUGGGACGGCAAAUGGCCCCGUGUGCCGCACUUUGGACACCCCUGAGUUAAAGUUUCUGACCUUGUAUAGCAGUUGGAAUGUCCUCAGUUAGCAGUUUGUUAGCAAUUUAGGAUGACAAACAGAUAUGAAAUGCCAUUAUAAUGCUAUAUAUGACCUGUAGCUGCACCUUCAUCCAGAUUCUCACCAAAACCCUGUCACUUGUAUGUGUCCCACUUUUUUUUUUCCUGUUAGUAUUGUUUUUUUUACUGCAGGGUUACAAAAAAUUAAAAACCGCUGCACAAGA